AUGGCAGCGUCUGGAGCUGGUGACCCUUUGGGUGCUAAGGAUGGAAAUGCCCCAUUCGCUCAGCGCAUCGACCCGUCGCGGGAUAAAUUGACCCCAGUGCAAGUGCAGUUUAUGCGGCAGGUGCAGCUUGCCCAGUGGCAGAAAACACUGCCACAGCGGCGGACCCGGAACAUCGUGACUGGCCUGGGCAUCGGGGUCGUGGUAUUAGCUAUUUAUGGUUACACCUUCUAUUCAGUGGCUCAGGAGCGUUUCCUUGAUGAGCUGGAAGAUGAGGCCAAAGCUGCCCGAAUCCGAGCUUUCGAGAGGAAGAGAGCAUCAGGACCCUAA
Molecule: messenger RNA, 327 nt
Organism: Microtus oregoni (creeping vole)
Lineage: Eukaryota; Metazoa; Chordata; Mammalia; Rodentia; Cricetidae
Product: cytochrome c oxidase assembly factor 3 homolog, mitochondrial-like
Exons: 1
Coding region: 1-327 (108 amino acids)
Biological process (GO): mitochondrial respiratory chain complex IV assembly
Cellular component (GO): mitochondrial inner membrane
Source: RefSeq, a predicted model, not a curated record